This is a messenger RNA of Branchiostoma belcheri (Belcher's lancelet), 1598 nucleotides long. RefSeq names its product enolase-phosphatase E1-like. The transcript has 6 exons. The coding region runs from base 195 to 1094 and encodes 299 amino acids. The record is from RefSeq and is a predicted model, not a curated record. Lineage: Eukaryota; Metazoa; Chordata; Leptocardii; Amphioxiformes; Branchiostomatidae. Gene Ontology annotation, molecular function: acireductone synthase activity; magnesium ion binding.
UAGGUUGCUCGCUGACCUUUGACCCAUGUACUCUCACAUGGUGUGUGGUGGUGUAGAAGAAGAAAAUGGUCACUCUUUAAAUCACUGUCCUUGCUCUUAUCUAGAGGAACCAACUACAAACACAAGUUCAGCUUUAUCGCCUGUCUCUCGAGCUCCAUCCCACUCAAUUCAGAUUUCUUGAGAAAGGCCUCAAAAUGUCCGAUCGCCGCUUAAGACACUCACGGCGUCGUAAGGAACCUCCCGAGACAGAAGAAGGUAAUAAGCGGCGGGCUGAUGGGCCACACGACGUCUCUAGUCUGUUGGACGGCGUGUCGGUGGUGCUGCUGGACAUAGAAGGGACGACAACUCCUAUCACAUUUGUUAAGGAUGAGCUGUUCCCGUAUGUGCGCUCCCAUGUCAGACAACAUCUAGAGGAACACUGGCAGGAGGAGGAAUGUCAGCAGGAUAUCACUGCUCUGAAGAAACAGGCAGAGGAGGACAAGGAGAUGGAUGGUGUAGUAUUAAUUCCAGAAGACGAUGAUGAUGAGGCCAGGAGAAAGGUGCUCAGUGCUGUUGUGGACAAUGUGCUGUGGAACAUGGACGCUGAUAGGAAGGUCACAGCACUGAAGCAGUUACAAGGUCACAUGUGGAGGGCUGCCUAUCAAACAGGCAAGAUCAAGGGAGAGGUAUACCCAGAUGUGGUCCCUGCCAUCAGACAGUGGUUGGAGACAGGACGGCAGGUCUACAUCUACUCCUCAGGCAGUGUGGAGGCACAGAAACUGCUGUUUGGUUUCUCCACAGAGGGAGACCUGCUGGAGCUGUUCAGCGGCCAUUUUGACACCACCACAGGUUUGAAGGUGGAGACGGAGAGUUACAGGAGGAUAGCCAAAGCUGUUGGCUGUGAUCCUGGCAACAUUCUCUUCCUCACAGAUGUUGUAAGAGAGGCCAAGCCAUCCCGUGAGGCUGGGAUGAAGACCUGUCUUACUGUACGACCUGGAAACGCACCUCUCACAGAGGAGGACAUGGCAGACUUCCCCGUCAUCAAGUCUUUCUCUGAACUGGCAAGUGAUGUUAGUCCUAGCAAGAAGAGAUCCAGACAGAAAGCUGCAACAUAGCCUUGGACUCAUAAGCAGCUCUUUGCAAAAAGUAAUCAAAUGCACAUUGGAUAUGCAAGCUCUUUUAAAAGUUAUCUGUCUAUUCUACUUAAGUAUGAAGAUAUGAUUGGUUUUGAAUAUCAAAGUGAAUAAAGGAUAAGAAAGCAAUCAGGCUUGGUUUGAAAUUUCAGAUUUAGCCAUCUUUGCUUUCUGCUUUAAGUGUACUACAUCAUUUUUGUUAAAUAAGACAAAUCAUGCAUUGCUUUUCUGGUUAAGUAUUUGAGGUAAUUCAAGCUUAGAUUGUGAUGUAUUGGAUGUUGCAUCAUAUCAAAGCUGCAAAAAAAACUUCCAUCUUAAAAGCAAAUGCAGCAAUUUCAUCUACUUUUUAAUUUGUAUGGAAUUGUUCUCUUUAUUUAAAUAUGGAAUUAUGGAAUUGUUCUCUUUAUUUAAAUUCUACAAUACCAUGUGGUACACUAGGCAGUUGCUACUGGAAGACGGUUCUAAUAAAGCCAUCAACCUUCCUGA